AUGUACAAGUAUUCGGCUGUUCUAAUACUGGCGCUGUUGGUUGCAACAGAGGGCCAUGAUUUUGUUGCCCAGAGCCAAUUCCAUUCUCAAGCCAGGAAUGCCGUCACUCGUAACUGGGAAGGCCUUGGUCUAACAGCAGAUAUCAACGUAUACGUCGACAGCAUGAUUGAUACAUUGGUUCCGUUCAUGAUAAAACAUGACCUUGAUCCUUUAAGUAUUCCCGACAUCGAAGAGACUUUUGAAGUUAGACCAGUCCUUAUUACCUAUAGAGCGAGUUUGGGUCUUACUAAUGGCAAAAUGAGCGGCUUAGUAAACGUGGCUCGUUCAGGAGAUCAGUUGGUGCAUUACUUCGCAAAGAUGUUGCGUGCCCAGGCCAAAUUUAAAUUUACCGAUCUUGAGUUCGAUUUCGAUUAUCGCGUGAAAGUAAUGAACAUCGGACCUACUGGUCGCAUCAGGGGUUCUUUGUCUCAAUUCGUGAUAAAUGUUGAUCUCAUCAUCGACUUCAACAACGAUGAGAUUCAUCUUCAAGAGCUUUAUCUAACUGACGUUGGUGUUAUUCGAGUGAGCCUUUCUGGAAACAUUCUCUACGAUUGGUUGGUGACUCCUUUGGCAAAUGUGUUCGUGCGUCUUUUCGAUAAUGUCAUCAUGGGAUUCGUUGAAACCACUGUUAAAAGCAUUGCUGGUUCCGCUAUUGCUGAAGUCAAUGUCAACUUGAAACAAGUAAUCCGCGAUCUCGAAGCAUUGAACAAUUGA
Molecule: messenger RNA, 753 nt
Organism: Bombyx mandarina (wild silkworm)
Lineage: Eukaryota; Metazoa; Arthropoda; Insecta; Lepidoptera; Bombycidae
Product: mite allergen Der f 7
Source: RefSeq, a predicted model, not a curated record